AUGAAGGGCAAGGAGCGUUCCCCUGCCAAGGCCAAACGGUCCCGGGGCGGCGAGGACUCCUCUUCGGCGCGGAGCGAGCGGAGCAGCAAGAAGCCGAGCAACGGCGGCGGGAAGUCGGCGAGCGGCGGCUCUGGCGAGGGUGGCGGCGGCAGCAGUCGGCGGAGCCUUCACUUGGAAAAGGCCAGCCGGGCCAGCAGCCGCGAGUAUGACUCCGCCACGGUGGGCAGCUCCGGGGGCGGCGGCAGCAGCAGCCGCCACGGUUACAGCAACAGCAGCAGCAGCAGCAAGAACGCGGAGUCGUCCUCGCGGGGCAGCCGCGGCGGCGGCGGCGAUUCCCGGGCGCCCCCCUCCGACUCCGGCAGCAGCAGUGAGUACAAGACGCUGAAGAUCAGCGAGCUGGGCUCUGCGCUGAGCGACGAGGCGAUCGAGGACGGGCUCUUCCACGAGUUCAAGCGCUUCGGGGACGUAAGUGUCAAAAUAAGCCGCCUGCCGCCCGGCACCGGCGCUGGCGACGAGCGGGUGGCCUUCGUCAAUUUCCGCCGCCCCGAGGACGCCCGGGCUGCCAAGCAUGCUCGCGGCCGCCUGGUUCUCUACGACCGGCCGCUGAAGAUCGAGGCUGUCUACGUGGGGAGCAGCAGCGGAGGGGGGAGCGGCCGGCGUCGCGCCAGCCGUUCUCCUGCCCUUUUGGACAAGGAAUCUCCCUACGGAGCCGCAGCGGUGGGUGUUGCAGGUGCGGCACCUGCAGCUAUCAGGCACCCCUCGACUGGGGCUACUCAGAGGGCGCUUUCUCCUGCUGGUGGAGGAGCUGGCUUGGGAUACAGAGACUUCAGGCUGCAGCAGCUUGCCCUGGGCCGCCUUCCUCCGCCACCGCCACCUCUGCCUAGGGAGUUGGAAAGAGAACGAGAUUAUGGGGGCUUCUAUGACCGCGUGAGGCCCGCUUACAGUCUGGAUCGAGUUGCCGGGGUGGCGGCAGCUGCAUUUCGUGGGGUUGGUGGCACUGGAACAGCCAGUGAGGAAGAGAUUAGCCCCGAAGAUGACCAGAGAGCCAAUCGUACCCUAUUCCUCGGCAAUCUGGACAUAUCGGUGACUGAAUCGGAUCUACGCCGAGGUUUUGACCGCUUUGGGGUAAUCACUGAGGUGGACAUCAAGAGGCCAUCCCGAGGUCAAACUAGCACCUAUGGAUUUCUCAAGUUUGAAAACUUGGACAUGGCCCACCGGGCUAAACUUGCUAUGUCCGGUAAAGUGUUGCUGCGUAACCCUAUCAAAAUUGGCUAUGGUAAGGCCACCCCAACCACACGACUUUGGGUGGGUGGUCUGGGGCCUUGGGUACCAUUGGCUGCUCUUGCCAGGGAGUUUGACCGUUUUGGCACUAUUCGCACCAUUGACUAUCGUAAAGGUGACUCAUGGGCUUACAUCCAGUAUGAGAGCUUGGAUGCUGCACAAGCUGCUUGUAGCCACAUGCGUGGUUUUCCUUUGGGUGGGCCAGACCGCCGUCUCCGGGUGGACUUUGCUGACACUGAGCAUCGUUAUCAGCAACCUUAUUUGCAGACAUUGCCACUUCCACCCCCUCCUCACUAUGAUCUGGUAGCAGAGACAUCUGCCUUUGGGGCACAUCGUGGAGCCCCAUCGGAUCCACUCCGAGGUGCUCGGGAUAGGACUCCACCCCUAGUGUAUGGCGAUCGUGACAGAGAUCUCUAUCCUGAGACAGAGUGGGUGCCUCCCCCACCUCCAGUUCGGGACAGGGGGAGCAGAGCAACUGUUUAUGAUACACUAGAAAGUUUGGAACGCCGACGAGAUGGUUGGUCUCUAGAAAGAACUCGUGGGGAAAGGGAGUUAGUCAUAAGCAGUAGGGAUCUACCCAGGAAGCGAAGGCUAGUGGAAGAUGGGGGGCGGCAUUUGGACCGUUCGCCAGACAGUGAACGAUCAUCUUCAUCUCGCAAGCGUCACUGUCCUGCUGCAGCCUCUCCACAAGAUCGUAGUCCUGAGCCAAGUAUGGGCAGAGACCGCUAUAGUAGCGAUGCAGAACGACCAACCUCUCGUUUGCUGUUGCUGGAGCGCCCUUCACCCAUCCGAGAGCCACGCAAGGGUAGCUUGGAGCGAAGCCAGAGUGAGAAGCGUGACCGCAAAAGCUCUGAGAGGGAAAGAAAGCAUCGCACACUUACCACUGCUACCACCCAAGAAUGCAAAAGUCCAGCUAAAAAGGAUGAGCAUGCAUCCGAAGGCAGCAGUGGUGGAGGAUCUCGGCUGAAACCUCCACCUCAAAAGCAACAACUGCAGGAUGGAACCUCAAAGUCUGGGUCAUCCCCCAAACUGUGCCUGGCCUGGCAAGGAAUGCUUCUAUUGAAGAACAGCAACUUUCCGUCUAACAUGCACCUACUUCAAGGGGAUCUGAGUGUGGCCAGCAGUCUCCUGGUGGAAGGAGCAACUGGUGGCAAAGUGGCCCAGCUAAAGAUCACACAGCGCCUCCGUUUGGACCAGCCCAAGCUGGAUGAAGUUACCCGCCGUAUCAAAGUGGCAGGGCCCAAUGGAUAUGCUAUUCUUCUGGCUGUGCCUGGUACCACAGACAACCGUGCCUCAUCUGGGGCUGGUGAAGCUAACACCACCUCUACACAGCGGCCGCUCAGAAACCUGGUGUCCUAUCUUAAACAAAAACAGGCAGCUGGGGUGAUAAGCCUCCCAGUAGGGGGCAAUAAAGACAAAGAAAACAGCGGGGUCUUGCAUGCUUUCCCACCCUGUGAUUUUUCUCAGCAGUUCCUGGAUUCUACAGCCAAGGCCCUGGCUAAAUCAGAGGAUGACUAUUUGGUCAUGAUCAUUGUCCGUGGUGCAUCUUAA
This is a messenger RNA of Podarcis lilfordi (Lilford's wall lizard), 2832 nucleotides long. The record is from the annotation of a GenBank genome assembly. NCBI's taxonomy places the organism in Eukaryota, Metazoa, Chordata, Lepidosauria, Squamata, Lacertidae.